AUGAGAAAAUUUUGGAAAAUUGUCAAGAAUUUAAAAAGGGACUUUAGUGUUUCAGUACUUGAGAGGCCAGGCGAUGUUCGUCCUUAUGCUGAGGUGCGUUUGUUAGAUAGAAAUGUGAUAGGUCUUUUAGACACUGGUGCCUCCGUGACGUGUCUUGGUGCUCAAGCCGCUAUAGAUUUUCUAGGAUCUCAGAUUCCUUAUAAGAAAUUAAACACCACUGUCAAUACGGCAGAUGGUAAACCUCAAAGGAUUGCGGGUGUUUUUACGACUGAAGUGGUUUUUAGAAAUAAAAGUGAGCCCAUUACUAUUUAUGUGGUUCCUAAUUUGUCACAGGAUUUGAUACUUGGCAUUGAUUUUUGGAGGAAAUAUAACCUUCUUCCUCAGUCUCUUUUAAAUGGAAUUUCCAGUUUAUCGUUCUCAGUAGGCGAUGCCCAAAAUUUAGACCAGAAAUAUCUCUCGGUGGAUCAGAAGUUUCAGCUGCAAUGUGCUAUUGAUUUAUUUCCUUCGUUCGCGAAAGAGGGCCUAGGGAAAACGAAUGUCAUUUGCCAUACUAUUAAUACGGGUGGUGCAACCCCGAUAAAACAAAGGCAUUUCCCUGUCUCUCCGGCGAUUGAGAAGCUAAUCUACGAAGAGCUUGAUCGCAUGUUGGCUAUGGGUGUAAUAGAGGAGUCCACUAGUCCUUGGUCUUCUCCGAUUGUUUUGCAUAGAAAACCAGGCAAGAAUCGCUUAUGCUUGGACAGUAGAAAACUUAAUGCUGUUACAGAGGGGGAUGCUUAUCCACUUCCACAUAUCGAUGGUAUCUUGAGUCGUUUGCCUAAAGCUGAAUUUAUAUCCAGCCUUGAUUUGAAGGAUGCAUUCUGGCAGAUACCGCUAGAUGAAUCGUCGAAAGUUAUGCCAUUUGGCUUAUGUAAUGCCCCGCAAACCAUGUGCAGGCUUAUGGAUAGGGUGAUACCGGCAUCUCUCAGAGCUGAGGUUUUGGUCUACCUGGACGAUCUUCUAGUGGUAUCUCCCACAUUUGAUCGGCAUCUAGAGGUACUCAAGGAAGUGGCUAAGUGUCUUCGUAAUGCUGGACUUACAAUAAACACUAAUCGAAAAUUCGUAUGGACCGAGGAGGCCCAAAAAUCCUUUGAAGAUUUGAAAUCCAUUCUUAGCUCAGCCCCUGUUUUGCACAGUCCUGAUUUUUCACAGCCGUUUUUUAUACACUGUGAUGCCAGCAAAACAGGAAUAGGAGGAGUCUUGGUGCAAAAGAAUGCGGAGGGCGAUGAGUUUCCUGUGGCGUUUAUGUCUAAGAAACUUAACCAAGCCCAACGUAACUAUAGUGUCACUGAACAAGAAUGCUUGGCAGCAAUGCUUUGCAUUAAAAAGUUUCGAGCUUAUGUCGAGGGACAUGAGUUCACGGACUUAUUGAGAAGGGUUGAAGAUAAUAUCGAUUCCACUCCCGACUUGAAGAUUAUCGAUGGUUAUUUAUACAGACGAACGGAACACGCCGUUGGAGAACAGCUUGCUGAUGACAUGAUUUGGAAGCUAUGGAUUCCUAAAAGUAUGGUUCCAGAGGUAUUGCAGAAACAUCAUGAUGACCCCUUGUCUUCGCAUUGUGGGAUUAAUAAAACAUUGGAAAGAAUUCGCAGAUACUAUUUCUGGCCUAACUUAGUUUGGGAUGUUAAGAAUUAUGUUAACUCGUGUGAAUUUACAGCUGAUGCUGUUAUUAAGUAUAUGGAAGAAGAUUUGUUUCACACAUUUGGUGUACCAGAGAGCGUUAUCUCGGAUAAUGGAACGCAGUUCAAAGCAAAGAAAUUUAAUGAUCUUUUGAAUUUUUAUAAGAUUUCUCAUAUUUAUACCGCAGUUCAUUCGCCACAGGCUAAUGCCUCUGAACGGGUGAACCGAUCCGUCAUUUCUGCUAUUAAGGCAUAUGUAAAACCCGAUCAAAAAAAUUGGGAUGAAAAACUAAGCCACAUUGCGUGUGCUUUGCGUUCGACAGUACAUACUGCCAUUGGGACUUCCCCUUAUUUUAUGGUUUUUGGUCAAAAUAUGGUGACUAAUGGUUCUAUUUACCAACUGCUAAGAAAACUGAAUGCUUUAGAGGAUAGGGCGAUACAAUUUAAUAGAUCGGACACCUUUGAUGUUGUUAGAUCUAAAGCUGCUAAUGUGAUGAGAGUGCAACAUGAUCGUAAUGAAAGACAAUACAACCUACGUUCGCGUGAAGUGUCAUAUAAUGUUGGUCAAGAGGUGUACAGGCGAAAUUUUAGCCAAAGCAGUUUUGAAAAAGGAUACAAUGCUAAACUUGCGCCUACGUUUAUUAAAUGCAGGCUUUUCUUUCGCAUUGGAGUUCCCAUACACUCACAAAUGGAUUAUUAUUGUAUUUGUGGCAUCUCAGCCUACCCGUCCCAAUCAUGCGAUGUCCUUGUGGCUUUGGCCCUGAUGAAGAGUCUUCUGCAGACCUUCCUUAGACCAACCAGUUCUGGUGGUGGCAAUUUGCUAUUUUGA
This is a messenger RNA of Stomoxys calcitrans (stable fly), 2484 nucleotides long. RefSeq lists its product as uncharacterized. Gene Ontology annotation, biological process: DNA integration; proteolysis. The transcript is spliced from 7 exons. The coding region runs from base 1 to 2484 and encodes 827 amino acids. The record is from RefSeq and is a predicted model, not a curated record. Gene Ontology annotation, molecular function: aspartic-type endopeptidase activity; nucleic acid binding. NCBI's taxonomy places the organism in Eukaryota, Metazoa, Arthropoda, Insecta, Diptera, Muscidae.